UUUUAAUGUCUCAGCCUGAAGAAGGGUCUAAAGAUGACCACAAGGAGAAUGAGAGACUAGUAAAACGGCAUAAUGAUGGAGCUACGCAGGCCCAGCAUAAAACAUGGAAUAUACUCACUGAAAGCAUCUUGUUGGUAGCAUCAAUCCCAAGUGUAAUAUUUUCAAUUUUUGGACUUGUCAAUGGCCUUCUGUUGUUGAUUCAACAAGAUGAUCACCAAAAAUGAGUAGCUACCAAAAAGAUAGCAGCUAUCGCUGCUGGGAAGAAUGCUAGUAGUAUUUCUGAUCAUAUGGAAGACCAUCUCACUGGUUCAACUGUAGUAUUAUGGGUAUUGAUCGUCAUCUACACUCAAAUUCUGUUUAGUAUCUCUAUGAAGGUCUAUCCCUUCUGUGGAUUUGUAUACAUCAUCUGCCUUCUAGGUGGCUUGGUCUACCACAUCGUUGGCAUAAUCUGGGUCUUAGACGAAGAUUGAACGGAUACUGAUUGGUAUAUAUUAGGAAUUGCCAAUUCAAUCAUAUUCUUCAUCUUCUUCGUAAUUAUCCUCGUUGGAGCCCUCAUUUGCUUCUUGAUUGGACUUUCUGGCUCAAAGAGCCAGAAAGUCAAACCUGAAGAGAAAGAAGACAAUGCUGAAAUCAGCGAGGAAAGGAUUCUUGAAAAUGAAGAGGCUAAAAGAGGAAAUCAUUGUAAAAAUAAAGGUCAAAAUGACAAACAUGAUACUGAAGAUAAAGAUAGAGGUUCUAGCGUUGGCCAGACCUCUAAUCAUCAAAGGGUUACUAAAGAUAAAGACACUAAAGGGAAUAAAGAAGAAGAGACAGAAGAGAAGGAUAAUAUUGAGAAUAAGGAUGAAGAAGAGGAAGAGAAUGCAGGUGAAGAUGAAGAAGAGAUUUAUUAGGGUUGAUAGUAAAAUUAUUUAAUUAUUAA
Molecule: messenger RNA, 919 nt
Organism: Moneuplotes crassus
Lineage: Eukaryota; Ciliophora; Spirotrichea; Euplotida; Euplotidae
Source: the annotation of a GenBank genome assembly